Messenger RNA from Penicillium waksmanii, 768 nucleotides. RefSeq lists its product as uncharacterized. The record is from RefSeq and is a predicted model, not a curated record. NCBI's taxonomy places the organism in Eukaryota, Fungi, Ascomycota, Eurotiomycetes, Eurotiales, Aspergillaceae. Bases 1 to 768 code for a protein of 255 amino acids. The transcript is spliced from 8 exons.
AUGUCUCUAAAAAUUCAACUGGUGCGCAUCGCGCAUGUCUUUUACACCCACAAAGACAUCGAUAAGGCGCGCAUGUUUCUAGAGGACUUCGGAAUGCACGAAACCAAGCGCGUGGGGGACGAUUUCUAUUACUGCGGUACUGGCUCUGAACCAUUUGUCUACUGUGCAAGAAAGGGGCAAGAAGAUGCCUUUGGUGGAGCCGCAUUCGUUGUUGAAUCUGAGACUGAUCUCGAAGCCGCUCAGGCCUUACCCGUCGAUAAAUUCCCCUUUCACCUUGUUCACAGUCAGACCGCUCUAAAGGAUGUCAAGACACUACCUCUCUUAGAUUUUAAUUUUCCCGAGGAAAAGCAUCGCCUGGGCAAUAAGACUCAGCGUUUUCAGAAAGGCCCUGCACCAGUACACAAGCUUGGGCAUUUCGGGAUGUGCGUGACUGAUUUCACGUUGGCGUACGAUUUUUAUACAACACACUUCAAUUUCAAGGCAAGCAACUUGGUUUACGACGGUAGCGGCAGGGACAUAACUACCUUCCUUCAUCUGGACCGAGGGUUUUGGGUCAUGACUGGCUCCGCCACAAAGGCCAUGAGAAUUGCUGGGGGGGUAGGAAGACAUAUAAUGGGCAGUCAAAUCUUCGAUUAUUGGUUUGACACUUCUCGCUUCAUUCUUGAACACUACGUCGAUGGUGACCUGAUCAAUGAUACCAGCCCUACGGAACGAGAGCUUGCCUCACCUAGCAACUUGCAUGUUUGGGGUCCUGACCUUCCCCCCUAA